UUCGAUUGAUCCACUCGACUUGUAAAUAAAUAUGGAAGGUCUGUUAAAUACUACGAAUCUCCCGAUUUCACCACAAACUACCGUUGAAGAUAUCAUUAACUUUUCUAAACCUGAAAUUCAGUCUUUUCUAAGAGCAAACCAUUUAAAAAUCAGCGGCAAUAAAUUGACACUUGCCCAACGUAUUGUUGACACUAUUCACAAAUCCAAGAACACGACGCAUGAUCAAGGUGUUUCUUCAAUUAACGAAGAUAAAACAGAAAUUACACUUGACCCACAAGAGUCAAAAGUGCCAUGCAUUACUGAAUUGACAGCUGGGUGGAGCGGAAACGAUGACAAGUUCCCCAGAAUCAGCAUAACUGAUAUUGAAAACUACCUUAUUCACAGUAGUCACAGAACCAAUGAUGCAGGGAAAAUGCAAUGCUACCGCCAGUACAUUCGAGGAUUGAACUUCUAUAAGGAGGGGUACAUACAUAAGAUGAUGAUAAAUGAGAUCAGUCUAGACAGCCCAGUCUCUUAUGUAAGAUCUAAAUGCUACCCAUCCAUGCAAAAAGGUGUCUAUGAGCAAUGGGUUUUGAUAAGCAAGCAUGCUCCCUUCCAAAUACUGAAGGCCAACUGCACAUGUCCUGCAGGAAAUGGUGAAGGCUGUUCCCAUGUGGCAGGGUUACUGUUUGCCUUAGAGGGGAGACCAAUAACACCAGUGGAGGAUGAUGACAGUGUCCCAUGUACCUCCAAGCCCUGUCAAUGGAACCAACCUAGUAAAAGGAAGAAAGAAACAAGACCAGUUAAAGAUUUAACUUUCAAAAGAAUAAGGUAUGAAGAUAAUAUUUCACCUAAACAGAAGAAAACACCAAAGUACAAGGUAGACCCUGUAAAUUCAGAGAUACAUUAUGUGCAAAUCUUGGAAUCAGUCAAAAGCAGCCUUGUUUGA
Messenger RNA from Mercenaria mercenaria, 928 nucleotides. RefSeq lists its product as uncharacterized. Lineage: Eukaryota; Metazoa; Mollusca; Bivalvia; Venerida; Veneridae. The record is from RefSeq and is a predicted model, not a curated record. The transcript is spliced from 2 exons. Gene Ontology annotation, molecular function: zinc ion binding. Bases 32 to 928 code for a protein of 298 amino acids.